Messenger RNA from Toxotes jaculatrix (banded archerfish), 6327 nucleotides. RefSeq names its product DALR anticodon binding domain containing 3 (gene dalrd3). Lineage: Eukaryota; Metazoa; Chordata; Actinopteri; Toxotidae. The transcript is spliced from 13 exons. The coding region runs from base 200 to 1912 and encodes 570 amino acids. Gene Ontology annotation, biological process: arginyl-tRNA aminoacylation; tRNA C3-cytosine methylation. The record is from RefSeq and is a predicted model, not a curated record. Gene Ontology annotation, molecular function: tRNA binding; arginine-tRNA ligase activity; ATP binding.
GGAGGAAAAACAGCCAAUGCAGUCGUCUCCUUACAGCCAAUAUCGAUCACUGAUCAACCGUGCGGCUGGAAUAUCGCAUGUAACUCGGCAGCGUGCCUCAGCACCGACCAGCGUGAGCGCGUUUUAACAGCAGACAUGAGCGGGGUGUGGAUGUGCUGAAAGCCUGGUAGCACGCUUACCUGUUUGUGUCGGGGUGGUGAUGGAGAAUCUCGAGGAGCCUUCGCCCCUCCGGAUCACCCCUACAGUCCGAGCGCUGAGCUCCGCACUGCGGGGGAAGCGUGAAAAUGUCCCCGAUUCCAGCCGCGGAAACGGCGACAGGAUCUUCCCAGAGCCGGAGAAGCUUUGGUUCAAGGAGAGCAGCGCAAAAAACCUGCGAAACAGGGACUUUCUGUCGCCGACCACGAUGCUUAACACGCUGUAUGCGGACGGACAGGUUCCUCCAGCAGUGAUGUCCCGGGUCCUGUCCCUUCGUGGCAGUGGGGUUCUCCCUGUGGCUGGUGGGGAGGUGAUGGGUGAGGGGCUGAGGGUGAGGGUGGACCGGGCUGCGGCCUUCAGAGCCGUUCUGUCAGGUGGAGCCACCGAGUACCUGAAGCCCUCAAGUGAGAGGCAGGGCUGUGUGGUGCUUAACUGCCCCGCGCUGCACCCUAAACCCAACACACCCACUCCUGAUACACUGACUCUGGGCCAGCUGAGGACUGUUCUGUUGGCUGACCACAUGGGGGCGCUGCUGAGAGGACAGGGAUUUGCAGUGUCCUGUUGUCCCACGCUCCCAGAAGACAGCGACAUCAUCACCUUUCUCCGAGCUCUAGGAAUCGAUUGGCCGACAGCGCCGGCCAACUGGACCAAUGAGGAGCGUGAGGAGAAGAUCCAGGAGGCGCUGGAGAACUGCCCAUACAGAGAGAGGGAAACAGAGAGAGGCAGGAGGGCGAGCGGAGGGGGAGGAAGGAAGGUGGAGGAGGGGGAGGACGAGGGAGCGCUCAGGGUCAACCUGAAACGAGUGUUCCAGGAAGAGGGGCUGCUGGGAUAUGACCCUAGCCUUGGUACCUGCACAGUACACAGGGACAGUGUCUCCCACCUGGCACAACUGGACCUAGCUACAACUGACUGCACAGUAGCCAUGGCAACAGCGUUGCAUGUGACUUCCUGUCAGGAUGAGUUCCGCCAGCAGCAGAUCGCAAUGCUGUGGAGAGCCAGUGGAGCGACACAUACACAGAGACAUCUGGUGUGUGGGCCUGUGAAGACUCCUGGUUCUCACCUCACUGCUGCACAGUACCUGCAGCUGAGAAGAGGACAAAUGAAGGAGGCCUCAGAGAUGAAGUAUGGCGAUCAAGUAGAAGGUCAGACGUGGGAUGACAUCAUCAGGGUCAUGACCUCUGCCACUGUCAGAUUUGAGCUGCUGUCAACGGUCCACACUAGUCCUGUGACACUUGACGUCCAGAAGGAAGGGGGUGUGUCCACCAAAGGGCCAAGAGGAGGAGUGUUUGUGAUGUACAACUGCGCCAGACUGCACACUCUGUUCGACAGCUACGAGAGAGGAGUGGAGAAGGGUCUGUACCCAGAAAUCCCUGAGGCUUCCCAGCUAGAUUUCUCUGCCCUGAAAGAGGAGGGCGAGUGGCUUCUCCUGUUCAAUUACCUCAUUCCGUUCUCCGAGCUGCUGGACCAAUCGGGACGAGCGUUAGACGGAGAAGGGGGAGGAGCCAGGGUCAAUAUUAAGACUGAACAGAUCUGUAAAUUUCUCGUGUCUCUCAGUAAAGACUUCAGCUCGUACUACAACAGAGUCCACGUGCUGGGGGAGCCGUUGCCUCAUCUCUUCAACCAGAUGUUUUGUCGUCUGUAUCUGUUGAGAGCCUUGAGAGAGCUCUACCACAGCGCUCUGGACACCCUCAACCUUCCCCCCAUCAGGCAACUAUAGCCUCGACACGAUUCACUCCUGCUUUGACCACCGUUAGCCCUACCUCCCCACCCACCUCACACACACACACACACACCCCUCACAAACACCCCUCAAAACACACACUCACCUAUGUUUUGCAACUGUAGCUUCAUCGUAGAAACACAUUCUUAGCCUUCCCUAUUUUCUGGCAUUGUUACAGUCAGUUUCCCCCUAUGUAGCUUCUACAGCUCUUUGUGAUUGAUCCCUGUGGCUGGACAGAUGCCGGAACUCAUCAAUCAUGUAAGGUGACAUUGGUAAACUCUGAACUCUGCACACUGUGAGUGAGUUCAGCUUGAUCGGGACAGAUUAAUGUGGUUAGAAAGUGUUUUUAUAUUGUUUAAGGAAUGAUUUGCUAUUUUGGGAAAUGUAUUUUUUUUUAAAUUUGCUUCUUAGCUUAGCUUAGCUUAGCACAAACAAAAGCUAGCCUGGCGGCACCUUUAAAGCUCACUUAUUAAUGCAUUGUUUCUUCUGUGUUCUGUGUAAUAGACCCUAGGCGGUGAUGACAUUUGUGGCUUUACAGGGCGUUACGUGCUGUAAUGAUUUCUUGGUCAUGCCAGGAACCUCCCGGAGUCUCCACUGGUUGCCUGGGUAACAAAAUGUGCCUGCCAGCAUCUCUGAAACUCACUAAUUAGCACGUUAUAUCUUGUUUGUUUAAUCCAUACAAAAAUGUGUAAGAAGGACAAUUUGAUAUUUCAUGGGGCUAUUAUUUAUUGGAUUGUUUCUUGGCUUGGGCCAGUUGCCAGGCAACCAGCAGAGACUCCAGGAAGUUACUGUUCUCAAGAAAUAGUCUGGCACAUAAACCCACUAAAAGAGCUAAUUGUUGUUUUUGCACUUCAGUUUUUGUACAGAUUUAAACAAACAAGAAUCAGUUAGUGAGCCUGAAUUGCUGGUAGGUAGAUUCUUUGGACAGAGCUGGGUAAACUGUUCCCUGUUUGCAGCCUUUGUGCUAAGCUAAGCUAAUGGGGUAGUUCCCAAAAUAUCAAACUAUUCCUUUAAAUCUGGAUUAGCUACAUUUGGGUGUAGAUUUCCCUCCAUUAUGGAUACCCCGCAGCAGAAUUUUAACAGCUAAAUGGGGCAAAAGGUACAGUGUCUCAGUUAGCAAACAUGGGAUGUUUUAUAUUUUCCUGUUGAAGUUCUACUUUGUAAUUAUAAGUUCCCUACUUAUGUGACCAUACAGUACAUUUUAACCUAACAACAAAACCCACCAUGAUUCUGGUGCCAAAAUCCCAGCAUCAGUAUAGGCAACCCAGCUAAACUGUAGUGAGAUUCUAAAUUGCCUUAUCAUCUCAGUACCUACUAUUUAAUGUCACUAACAGUCUCCCCUCUUUGAAACACAAAUGUCUUAGUCACUGCCUAAAAAAAUCUUACUUUUUAUGAGGCUUUGUUGUUGAGGGUCCAGUUUCAUGUAUGUUGGCCACCUUGCAUUUAUCCAUACCACACAAAUAUUUAUUGUCAGUUUAGAAAAAAACUGUAGACCUGUACAUUAUACAAAUAUAUAUAUAUAUAUAUAUAGAGAGAGAGAGAUUCUGCAUAAUGAGUCUUAUUUGCUGUGUUCAUAUGAUAAUUCACAGCCCUCAGAUUAGUUAUACUCUUUGUGCUUGACAAAUCACAAAUGUUCAGUAUCAAACAAACAUGUACCAGAUAAACAGGUGUGACAAAAACAGUACAUUAGCAGCAUUUAGGACCACGUGCCAAAAUGUUAGAAUAUGCAUGAAGUGGCAUGAAAAUAAUGUAUAUGAAGAAUUUUAUGCCAAAAAUGUUAUUUUUAAAUUUUGGGAAGGGAAAAAUACUGACCUAAAGUUGAUCCUUUGGUAGUUCUGAAAUGGGAAAUGGGUUGUUGCCGUUUCAGUUACCUACUGUUUGUUAAAAUGUGCCAUAACUUGUUUACUUGUUUUAAUCUUGUUUUAAUUUCAGUUGUGUCGUACACAAAGAUCAAAUAUCUUACAUAUUCACUUCUCACUGCAUGAAAUGUUGUUUGCUCCUGUUUCAACUAUGAAUUUUUUUUAAUGGACUACUUCAAUGGACAAUUCAUUUACUAAAGAAAAGGGAAGGGGAUGUUUACAACAUGCUGAUUUAUUUAUUUACAGUAACUGUCUCGUUAACUGUCACUGUAAUUACCACAGUAUUAAAGCAUGAGAGAUGCAGGAUGAGGGACUUAUACUGUCCCACUGUGUCUAUAAACAGAUUUAUUGUAAGUAUAGAUGCAGUGUGUUCACUUACAAUGGUGUGUUUCUGGUGCUGCCAUGUUUUCACCCAUCAGGCUUCAACAUCUCUGACCUUCAGCCAUUUCUUGUUCUUUUCUUCUUCCCCUUUGUCAUCAUUUCCUCCAUCUCUCUGAUAAGAGCCCUUGUACGUCACUCACUACAUGAGUCCUCACAUGUGGCGCUUAAGCCGACCUUUCCUAAUUUUAGUUCCACAGGUUUUGGAUGUUCAAGUACUUGGGAUUAAUUUUCUUCAUGCAGAUGUCUGGAAAUCCUGAUAUGAGGGUUUUUUCAGCUGAAACUGUGGAAGCCCAUUUCUGCCAAUGUGAUGAAAAAAAAUAUCCUGGAAGUCCAUAUAAUGAGAAACUUUCUCGAAAUAAUGACUUAGUUUCUCAAAAACAAUGAGAAACCUUCUCAAAAUGAGUUUCUCAUUAGUUUGAGAAACUAACUCAUUAUUUUACAGCUUUGUGACGAACACCAUCAAUUUCUUUUCUCUUGUUUUCAAUAGUGAAAAAAAAAAAAAUUCUGAAACCAAAUAAAAAUCAGCAACACCAGUGCAUAGCUUUGCAUCCGGUAACAUUUACAGUAUUUGCCUCAGCUUCACAGGACAUUCUUUCUUAUCCUGGAAAACGUCCCUUUGUCUCUGACCCAGAAGUAUAUCCGCCCAUCUGAAUCUAAAUAAUACUGCCAAACGUACUCCUACACACAUCUGUCCACCCACACUUUCGGUGACUCUCCCAUCUGCAGAAUUAAAACCACCAUGACGGACUCUCUCGCUGUGUGUUUGUCUCUGGCUUCAGCGUCAGACAGAUGUACAUACUGAUGCUGUUAUUCUGUAGAUACAUCCCCCUGUGCUCCGUUGCAGCGCACUGCCCUUAGGUCAGUUACAUAGAUACAACAAUAACCCACACUCUGCAUGGAUGCACAGUAUAUGCUGUUAACGGUGAUCCAUCAUUGUAGAUACAACCCUGGUAAUGUGACGUACCAUUUGUCUUUGCCCUUUUUCUCUGUGUACAUCCUUUCCUCUUGCAUGGAUUUCUAACUCUGUGUUUUCUUCCCUUCUGUCUGUUGAUCAUCAUUUCCCUUCUUGGAAGCUCAGUUACAAAAAGAAGGCACCGAUUAAUGGCUGAUUUCAAGCCAAAGAUUUGCUACUCCUUUGCCAGAGUAGGAACAGUGCAGAAACAGAUGAUUUUAUUUGCUCACAUGAAAUAUACGUUUUCAUAUUUUAUAAAUGAGGCUGUCUGCUGACUUUGUGAAUAUACAUCUACCCUGAAUGGUGUAGUCUGUCCCAGUUUAAUCUCCAUCCUGCUUUUUUUUCUCCCUCCAUCUCCUCCUGUAUCUGCUGUCAAUGCACAGACCUUUGACCUGUAUGUUACAUAUACUGUAAUGCAGCUCUUCUUUGAUCCUUGUUUUGGUGAGUAAACCGGCAUCAAAGCAGUUGGUUCUUCUGGAUUCAGAUUGGAAAUCCAUACUAUCUUUAUGUGUUAUUACAUACAGAUGCAACUGUGUGAUCGUGGGUUUAUGAAACUUGAUAUAUACCGUAUUUAUGAUGCCACUUGGCCCCGGACUCUUUUUCCUCUCAUUUGAUUUCUUCCUUAUGCGGUUUGUUCUUACUGUGAAUCAUUUUCUUUCUUCUUUUGUUCUUAUGUUCCUUUCCCUGUUUAUUUCCUCUCUAAUCCCUCAGCUGUCCUCCUGAUUUCCAAACAUUUAUCCAUUGUUUGUUCCCCUAUUGUUCUCUCUUUUCAUUCAGUCAAUAAAAUAAAUAGGAAGGUGGAAGGAAAAGAAGUGACAGACUGAUUAUGAACCAGACAGUAAAUUUCAAACUUUAAUGUGACAUGUACCACUGCAGAAGGUCCUGCAUUUCCAUUCUUUCUCACUGUUCCUGUCUGAUGUUCUGUGCCAUUAUAUGUGGCACAAAUCACACACGUGCACACACAAGGGUUGGACCAGUUAACUGUAGUGCUGAUGUUCAGUGUACGUAUAAAUUUAGCAUUACUUAUAUUAUAAUCGAAUAAGUGUCCUUUCCUCCAGAAUUAAAUUCUUGUCUGGGUUGAAAAGCUUGGGAGAAAAUAUUUAUCCAAUCACACGAGUCUUAAAACCAGAGAAGUAAAAGGGUUGUAUCUGUCUAAGCCUAACACACACACACACACAUCUGUGUGUCUCACUUACAACUUUUUUCCUUCCUUGAAUCUA